Molecule: messenger RNA, 990 nt
Organism: Trichoderma harzianum CBS 226.95
Lineage: Eukaryota; Fungi; Ascomycota; Sordariomycetes; Hypocreales; Hypocreaceae
Exons: 2
Coding region: 111-911 (266 amino acids)
Source: RefSeq, a predicted model, not a curated record
GAUCCAGUACCAGCCAGAGUGCUUGAUUAGAGUGGUAACAAGGGCGUGCGCAUUUGUGCCGAUGAGUCGCAGCCAUAUUCACGGCGAUCUGAAUAGUGAUAUUAGCAAAAAUGUCAACCCGAAGGGUAACUAGAGCGGCCGUAGCCAAAGCUGCCGCCGAAGCUUCAUCGUCACCAGGCAUAUCAACGGCUUCAUCCAGCGACCCCCUUAUUAUCAAGACCAAGUCCAAGAUCACCGAACCAUCAGCAUCCUCAAGUAUCACCUCAAUCAAAUCAAAGCCCAAACCAAGCUCAACUUCAUCAUCGUUAUCAUCAACCACACAAACCCUCAGUUUCCCAUCCGCCUCCCAUUUCGACGCCUGGCUCCUCUCCUCCGGCACCUCAACACCCUCCGGCAUCUGGCUACGCUUCAGCAAAAAAUCAAUCAUCGCAAAAGUCCCCUCCAUCAGCUACCUCGAUGCCGUCGACACCUCUCUCUGCCACGGCUGGAUCGACGGCCAGCGCAAACGCCUCGAUGACCACUUCUUCCUGCAGCGCUUCACACCUCGCCGGCCCCGAAGCCUAUGGUCUGCCCGCAACGUCGAGCGCGUCGAGAUGUUGACGGCUGAGGGCCGGAUGAAGCCUGCAGGCAUCGCUGCUGUGGAUGCUGCGAAGGGGGAUGGGCGCUGGGAUAAGGCUUACGCGGGGCCAGCGACAAUCGAGGUUCCUGAGGAUUUUGAGGUGGCGCUGGCUGAGAAUGAAGCGGCAAAGGUGAUGUUCCAGGGGCUGAGCAAGUCGCAAAGAUAUUCGUUCCUGUGGCGCAUUCAUACAGCCAAGAAGAGUGAGACGAGGGAACGGAGGAUCCGAGAGUUUGUCAAUCUCUUGGCCGAGGGGAAGGCGUUACAAGGCACGUUGCAGACCCGAGUAUCAUAAUAUACCAAGAUGAUGGUAUGUAUUAUCGGAGGGGUUGGUCAUUAUAAUCAUCUAUAGAGGAUGUCCUAGUAUCGUAAAC